GGUAAUUCGGAGAGUAUUGUUUUCUGUUCUGUGAAAUUAGACGAGCGAGCGGAGGAGAAGAGUUUCCGUUAUCCUUUCUCUCUCUACUGAAAACCAGUUUUCCCCUUUCUUUCCUCUCUCUAGAAAAAUUCCCGGAUUGAAAUCUUAUCGCCCCUGAACCAGAAACGAAUUAGGGUUUUGCCGUAUAUCCUUUAUCGAAUCCUAACCAAUCUCUUCUUCAACGAUUUCCGUAUUCUCUCCUUAGCAGCAGCGAGCCAUGGUGUCCGAUUCAAUCACCUCCAACGCCUCCAUUCCUUCCGCCCCGAAGGAUUUCGGGAAGAAGAAGAGGGCCAAUAGGUCCGCCAGAUUGAAGCAGUGUAAGCUUGAUGCACGACGCGAGCAAUGGCUUUCUCAAGGUACGGGAAAGAGCAAGGGAAGCCAGGAGCAGAAGAUCUCUCCUCGUGCUUCUCCACCUCCUCUUUCCCCUUGCAAGAACAAAAAGAAGAAGAAGAACCUGCUGGAGAAGUUGGAGACCAGGGGAAGAGUGGUGGGUGAAGAGGAGAACGAGAAUGAGAAUGACACUAUAAACCAUCAUCAUAACCACCACCAUCACGACUUUGAUACUGAUUCACCUUCAAGUAGCCCCAUUAGCAACAGUAGUGUGCUCGGGGUUACUGAUUCAGGCACAAAUUUCACUGCUUCCUCCAGUUGCAGCGGAAGCAGUAGUGGGGGUUCUUGCUCUGGCAAUGUAACCGAAGAUGAGGAAGAGGAGGAAGGGGAUGAUGAAGAUGAUAAUUGCUUGGAUGAUUGGGAGGCUAUGGCGGAUGCUUUAGCAGCAAAUGAGGAUGCUAAAGAGGAGAAGAGCCCAAAUGACGAUCCCCAUUUGGAUUCAGUGUCACCUCAUGAGCACGAGCCUGCAAUCCAAUCACAUUGUUUAGGCUCCAAUGUCAACUUGCGACCAGCAUGCCCUCGAGCUACUCCUCCAAGAACGGUGUCAUGCAACACUCGGGCCUGGAGACCAGAUGAUGCAUUCCGGCCACAGACUCUACCUACAUUGGCGAAGCAGAGAAGCUUUCCUCAUACAAACAGACCCUAUGGUCAGGGUGGGCUCCCUUGGGCCAAAUCUCUUAACACGCCUUCCAGCUGUCCUAUAUGUUGUGAAGAUUUGGACCCCACAGACUCCAGUUUCUCGCCCUGUGCUUGCGGGUUUCGGCUUUGUUUGUUUUGUCACAAGAGGAUUCUUGAAGAGGAUGGUCGUUGUCCUAGCUGUAGGGAGCCUUACCAGCAGGAGCACAACAAAGUAGAGGCGGAGGCAUGUGUACAUGGGGGUAGCCUUACUCUAAGGUUGGCUCGCUCCUGUAGCAUGAGGUCCUAAGCCAGCAGAGAAAGUAGAUUGGUGAUCCCAAAUUUGUGUAUGUUGCAUCUAAGCUGUCUCCUUUCUUUUUGUCAUGCCUGUCACUUGCUUCUACUUAAUCUCUCCAAUUUCGUAGAAUCUAGAUAUGCGGACAUAAGUGGUUUAUGUUUCCCAUUUGGCACCCCAGGAAUUUGAGCUAGUUCUGCAAGGUCCGGUUCUUGUCGUAUAUGGUGCGUAUGAGUACUACUGUAGAGGAUUCAAGUAUGGUAAUGUGAAUAGAGAGAUGGUAUAGAAACAAUACAUAAAAAGAUGAUUUUGACAUGUCUAGCUCUGCAUCCGUUGUGUGCUCUGUGGAACGUAUAUUACGUUUGUUAUAUACUUAUCCUCGUGGUUAUGGCUUGUUCUUAAUAUUGCCUGCAGUGUGUUGUGCAAAUAAAAUGCUUUUAUAGUACACUUGGUUUGUCUUCCAAAUUGCCCUUUUCUGUUCCUUUUCACUUCAGUUGUUUCUGUCAUAUAUCUGGUGCAUAAUUUGUCCUUCUGUAAGCUUAUUUAGGCUAUUAUACGCUCCCCUUUCCUCUAAUGCUGCAGAAGGCAGCACAGCUUAGAGCAUUAUUUUGUUCUUAUUUGCCUUGCAUGUUUAUUUUGGGGGUCGAUACUUGAGUAAAAAUCUACGCCAAUAUUUUUUAGUUCUUUUCCUUCACUAUUUUUGCGUUCUCUAAUUGGUUUAUGGCAACUUUGAGCGAGCUCUGUGGUUAUGGAGCUUUCUCGAUGGUCAUUUGACAACUAAGGCCCGUUAUCCGUGGGAAUACUAAUAAGGUAGCUUCUGCUUUCAUUAUUUUGGUACUUUGGACACGUUUAUGGGGUUAUGUAUCUAAAAUGAAAGGAGCAUCAAUGAUUGUUUUGACUGUUAUGCAUUUAUUUUGCUGUCCGUGCUGGGAAUAACUCCCUCACUCCAUACACCCCUUUCCUUACAGAUCCAGUAUCAGGACUUUGUUCACUUUGUUCCUCAUCUCAUGUCAUCUGCAGCUUGGAUGGUAGUUUGUACUGAAGGAAGUCCUAUGUAGGUGGCAUGAAACCCGCAUAAAUAUCAACUAACCGUAGGCAAGUGUUCACUUAGUGUUGUACAUACCCAGUACCCACCUGUUGGGUAUUCAUUGUUGAGUUGCAAUCUAGACCAAAACGGGAAUGAAGGUUCAAUAAUUUGCAUCUCACGUC
Linum trigynum is the source of this 2548-nucleotide messenger RNA. The record is from the annotation of a GenBank genome assembly. NCBI's taxonomy places the organism in Eukaryota, Viridiplantae, Streptophyta, Magnoliopsida, Malpighiales, Linaceae.